Messenger RNA from Sparassis crispa, 1569 nucleotides. RefSeq names its product Probable aspartic-type endopeptidase. Gene Ontology annotation, molecular function: aspartic-type endopeptidase activity. The record is from RefSeq and is a predicted model, not a curated record. Lineage: Eukaryota; Fungi; Basidiomycota; Agaricomycetes; Polyporales; Sparassidaceae. Gene Ontology annotation, biological process: proteolysis. The transcript has 7 exons. The coding region runs from base 1 to 1569 and encodes 522 amino acids.
AUGCAGCUCGUUCUUUCUUUGACGGCCCUUCUGGCCACCCUCUCAAUGACCCUGUCUCUCUCCGGAGAGUUCGUACAGGCACGGCCUACGGAACGCGAGGUCCGGUUGGUUACGCUUCCGUUGAAGCGAGUGCACCAAGCUCGUACUGACAUUCAUCCCCAAGUAUUCUUGCAGCAGCACAUCAAUCGUGGCCUCAAGCGCUAUGCGCGCAUGACUGGUCGUAUGGAGCCUUCUCCCCGCGAACUCGAGGAGAAACUCCACAAGCGCAUGUACAUCCCACCGACCUUGAGGCAUUCUCGUCAUAACAAGCGUUUCAACCGUGGUGGCCUUCCAUCGCAUGCCACCGUUGAGGUCGUCGAAGCGGAAGAUGUCAUCGUAGCUCAUGACAGCGCGACAGGAAAGAACAAGUCUGCCAAUAAGAAGGGUAAUUCCACCACCGGUGCUUCUGCUUCCGCGCCCAGUGCAUCAGCUUCUCAGGGUGGUGCCGGUAUCCCGGAAGUGGACGUUCAGGCCGCUGAGAACGGCGGCUUGACUGCUCCAGAGAAUCCAACUGCGAAUAACUCUCUUGGUCUUAGCAUCGAAGCAAACGACGUCGGAUAUAUCGCGACGAUCCAGAUGGGAACACCUCCCCGAGACUUCAAGAUUCUCAUGGAUUCUGGCUCUGCAGAUCUGUGGGUAGGCUCUGAGAACUGUCAAACCGAAGGCACAAACACCGGCUGCGGCAAUCAUACCUUCCUCGGGUCCCAGAGUUCAUCCACUUUCAUCGACACCGGAAAGCAGUUUGAAGUCACAUACGGUACUGGUCAGGUCCAGGGCGACAUUGUUACCGACAACAUCAAUGUGGCCGGACUUGCGCUCAACAACCACACGUUCGGUGUGGCGAACGUCGAAAGCACGGACUUCUCCAGCGACACGAUUCCUUUCGACGGUCUCAUGGGCCUAGCAAAGUCUAACCUCUCUGAGGAGCAGACCCCGACUCCUGUGGAAUCCCUCGCCCAGGCCGGCCUCAUCAGCGAGGCCAUCACGUCUUUCAAGAUCUCCAGACUCUCUACGCCCCCCAACGACGGCGAGGUGACGUUUGGUGGGUUGGACACGACCAAAUUCAAUGCUAGCACGCUCGUUACUUUUGCCAACGUCAAUGCGGAGGGCUUCUGGGAGGGUAACAUGACCACUGUUACCUCGAACGGACAGGACCUCGGCCUCACCGGCCGCACGGCCAUCUUGGAUACCGGCACCACCCUGAUCAUUGCUCCCGAGGCGGACGCGACUGCGGUCCACCAGACGAUCCCCGGUGCGCAGUCUGACGGCCAGGGUGGAUUCACGAUCCCGUGCACAUCAAACACGACAAUCGCACUGAGUUUCGGCGGCGAAUCGUUCGCCAUUAACCCGGUAGACUUGUUGUUCACGCCUGUCGACGUGAACAACCUCCAGGGCAACUGUGUGUCCGGCAUCUCCUCGGGCCAGAUUGGGACUGCAACCGAGUGGCUUCUCGGCGACGUCUUCCUGAAGAACGUGUACUUCUCCGUCAACGUCAACAAGAACGAAAUCUCGCUUGCUAAGCUAGUUUAG